Molecule: messenger RNA, 1339 nt
Organism: Drosophila novamexicana
Lineage: Eukaryota; Metazoa; Arthropoda; Insecta; Diptera; Drosophilidae
Gene: TORIP
Exons: 3
Coding region: 305-1297 (330 amino acids)
Biological process (GO): membrane organization
Cellular component (GO): membrane
Molecular function (GO): ATPase activator activity
Source: RefSeq, a predicted model, not a curated record
AAUUGUUAAUUCACAUAAUCAGUUAUUUAACGCAAAAGUACCCUCCAAAGUACCGUUUUACUGUACUGUAACCAUAUGUAAGAAGAACUCGUUCAAUCGAUUAAAAUAUGAGUUGAAGUGUGAAAUGUGCAACGGUAGUUAAAAUCAAGAGUGCCCACUGCUAUCGGAGUUUAACAUAAUGUUAAGUUUCCAGUGGCCAUAUGUUGUUUUUUUUUUUGCCUUCGACAAGCCAACAAGUACCGUCGCGGGCAUCGUAAAGUUGACGAUUUAUUAAUAACAAACAAACAGUUGGACGGAUAUUGAAAUGACGAGCCGAGCUUCAAUACAUGCACAUCGUAAAGUCAGUGGCUCCGGCUCUCCUACAGCAAAUUUAUUGAGUCAAAGCGAUAUCCAAGGUACACGCAGCGUCUACUAUCGCGAGGAGGAAAAUAACUCAAGUGACGAUGAGAACGAAGUUCUUGAAUCAGACGAGACGCCGGAUCACGAAGAAUUGCCGACGUCGGAUACAGACGAGGACGAUUCACUGCAGCCACGUCGCCCUUCGUCAGCAACAACACCCAAUCGAUCAGUUACAGCUCCGCCGAGGGCCGAGAGCCAGCCGCCGCUUGCCAAAUCUGCAAACAUUCAGCCGUCAAAAUCCCAGUUCAAGUUAAUACCAUAUGCUAUUAUUAUCAUAUUGCCAUUAUUCGCAUGCUCGCGAUUGCUCAAAUCGGAGCCUCAAGUGAAACGCUGUGCGUUUGAGGAACUGCGGCAACGUCCGCCGCUGCAGUCAGAGGAUGUGUGGAAAGCGCUCAGCAUCAAUAUUGAAUUGCUGCUUAACAAGAAGAUAAAGUCUCCCAAUGUCUAUCUAUUUCUGCACACGAAUCAGAGCAGCGAAUAUCCAAUUCAAAAACUAAUCAACGAUAUUGCCAUGGAAGCAUCCAAAUGUUUUGAUGGACAGCGACCCAUAGAAAUGAGCCUGAAGGAUUUCCAAACCCAGAAUGACGAUGACUACGGCUAUCCCAUUGAACAGUACAAAAAGAAACUCAGAGAAGGCAACGUUUUUCUCAUUGUAAAUCUCAACGAUAUACCACCAAAUUCAGCACGCGCUCUGCACACCAUUUGCGACACUUACAGUCCCAUUGCACCGGACGUGGUCUUCUUUAUGACACUGCGCACACACCUUGCAAACACGGUCGGGAGUCCUGCACAGAUGGCCUAUAAGACACUGCAGGAACUGUGGAAACAAGUGCCGGAUAAUGAAUUGGAUGCAUUGAUAACACGUGUGAUUGAUCAGGUGUUGCUGUUACAAAGCUAAGCUUAGGAAUAUAUAUAUUUUUGCACAAAUUUAUUUGAAAAA